Scleropages formosus (Asian bonytongue) is the source of this 5881-nucleotide messenger RNA. RefSeq names its product ETS transcription factor ELK1 (gene elk1). Gene Ontology annotation, biological process: cell differentiation; regulation of transcription by RNA polymerase II. The record is from RefSeq and is a predicted model, not a curated record. Bases 750 to 2381 code for a protein of 543 amino acids. NCBI's taxonomy places the organism in Eukaryota, Metazoa, Chordata, Actinopteri, Osteoglossiformes, Osteoglossidae. The transcript has 9 exons. Gene Ontology annotation, molecular function: sequence-specific DNA binding; DNA-binding transcription factor activity, RNA polymerase II-specific. Gene Ontology annotation, cellular component: nucleus.
CAGCCGAGGGGGAGCGCGCGCGCGCGAGCUAGCUAGCUAGCAGCCAACUGGCAAGACCGGUGGGAGAGCAGCGCGAGCGAGCGCACGACGAGGGGGGUGAGAGCGAGUGCGCGGGCAGCCGAGACGUGUGUGGAAACAGGAAGCGGAGCGGAAAAGCCAGCGCGAGGAUCGAGGAGAGCCUGUGUCGGAUGACGAGCACUGCGUCGUUGGGUGACCACUCUACCGCUCGCUUCCAGGACAAAACAAGAAUGUCGAUAUUAAGGAGUCGCGAAGAGGAAGGCAUUUUUGCGCUACUUUUUGUACGCGUGGGAUUAUUUCGUGCCCGUGUGACGGCGCCUCUUAACUGACCGAGAGAGCGCUCAAAAAGGGGAGUGACUCCGGAGUGGUCUUCGGCUGCCCCUCGACUUAUAGACAUUAAUUCACCAACAACAGCGAACUCUUCUCCUGCCAGACAGAAAGCAGCGCGCUAAACUAGGUCACAGCACAUCGGAGUUGUGGACAGAACGGUCAGAUAACGCACAGAAUGCCGCGAAGAACGCCGUUCUGACGAGAAAACGAGUGCGUUCGGCGAGCCAGGGACGCUUGCUAACAUGGUGGAGAUGCGAGUCUCCCUGCGAGAGCGCGGUUACAUAACUACAGGCUGCCGGAGCGCGUCCCCCCUCUCUCAGCCACUUCUGACAUUCACAGCGACUACUACUACUAGCAGCGCGAUGGACACUGCCACACACGCAUAGUAAAACGCGCCGAAAAUGGACUCGAAUGCUCUUUUAAGUGCCAUGGACCCGUCCAUCACGCUGUGGCAGUUCCUGCUGCACCUGCUGGAGGACGGCAGCCAUAGGCACUUGAUCUCCUGGACCUCUGGCGAUGGGGAGUUUAAGCUCCUGGAUGCAGAGGAGGUAGCGCGGCUCUGGGGACUCCGCAAGAACAAGACCAAUAUGAACUAUGACAAGCUGAGCAGAGCGCUUCGCUACUACUACGACAAGAACAUAAUCAAGAAAGUGAGCGGCCAGAAGUUUGUCUACAAAUUUGUCACCUACCCUGAUCCAGCAGCCAUGGAUGGGGCUCGACUAGGGGAGGAUUCGCAACGGCGAGAGGGUUUGGUCGACACACUCCCCCUACCCAAGGCCCCUGCGGGAGGUGCCCCCCCAUGCCUUGCCAAAAGCCUACAGGUGCAACGCUCACCACCAAGCUCAGCCCAGCGGAGCUCCCGCAAUGACUACAUGAAAUCUGGCCUUUAUUCCACCUUCACCAUCCAGUCCCUUCAGACACCCUGCCGGGCUCCCAAAGCACCCAUCAAGGCAGAGCUGUCUGCACCCACAGACUCUACCCCCAAAGCACCCAGUACUGAAAGAGCACUGCCUGAGCAGGUGCUCCUAUGUACAAUGGAGGGGAGGACGUCUGCGCAGGGGCGGACCUGUGUCGAGAGUAAUCUGCAAGUGAUAGUCACCCAGCCCUCUCCCUGUGCCACACCUGCACCUAGUCCACAGACACAGUCUGGUUUGGUCACGGCCAGCAUGACCUCACAGCCACAGAAGCCCCAAGGCCUGGGAGAUCCCCCUCAGAUCUACCUGACGAAUUUCUCAGACCCAAACUCUCUUGCCCCUCUCAUCCCCCUGGGCCACGUUGGAUCCUCAGCACCUCCUAGUGACUGUGUGGCUCCCCCCACCCAGAGCCCUCAGGUGUAUGUGGUCAUUAAACCCUCAGCAACUGUGACAUCCAAGGAGCAGGCCCUUUCCUCAGAGCAGGACCUCUUGGAGAUUGUGGGCCUGGAGGAAAAAGCAGUUGAAGAGGUGGCAGAGCUUGCACCCACACCUACUGCAGGGGGUGCUGAAGUUGCACCCACUGUGGAUGUCCUACCAUCCUGUGUGGAAGCAGCAAACCAGCUCAGUGGGGAAGCGGAGAAGGAGAUGGGGACAGAAGUGGAAAAGGAGGGGAAAAUCGAGACACAACUCCCAGAAAAUGUUAGUGCAGCCCCAGAAGCUGCCCUCCCCACUGCCUCCAUCCAGGAAGUCCAGCCGCCUAAGUCCAAAAAGCCUAAAGUCCUGGAGCUUCCCUCCUCACCUACCCAGCUGCCUCCAGGGCUUUCAUUGGACAAGGUCAAUGCAGCAGUCAACAGCCUUCUGGCCCCUGGCAGUGCCACAAACACACUCACACCUACAGUCAUCACCUCUCAUGCUCUGACCCCGGUGCUGCUGACUCCCAGCCCACUUCCCUCCACCAUUCACUUCUGGAGCACGCUCAGCCCCAUCGCCCCCCGCAGCCCGGCCAAGCUGUCCUUUCAGUUCCCAUCCAACGGGAGCAACCAGAUCCAUAUCCCUGCCUUGAGUGUGGAUGGGUUGUCCACUCCGGUGGUGCUCUCCCCAGGGCCUCAGAAACCCUGAGCCACCACCCAAACUACCCGUCAUGGAGCUUUGAGCCACGACCUGCUGCUGUAUUUCGGGCCUUGUUGGUCGCCAUGGCACCCAUUGCCCUGCCCAGCAGUAUCUCCUCUGUCAGGACCUUGGCCAGCAGUGACUUUCACAGUAUUGCAUCUCAGAGAAAGGUCUAUCUUGUUAAUCCUUUGUGUGGGCUUUUUCCUUGGUGUUUAUUUUUUUUUUUUUUUGUCUCAGCACUAGUAUUUUACUUCAUCUCUCAAGUCUGGAAGUGAAGCUGUUACUUUUGAAAAUUGUCCACUUUUCAGCUUCGCUGCAAAAAGGUGUCUUCAUCACCUGACUUUUUAAGGGGAACGAAAUUUUUGAAUUAGUCAUUACGGUGAUUACCCAUUCCAUUGCUUCUUCUUUCUCACUUUCAUUCAGUUGUAUGUCUUUUUUUCCAUUUUGAAUGGAAAAUGGGACAAAUGUAGGUAUAUUUGUUUUCCUAUUCACAUGAUGGUAAAAGAGGGUUUUUUUUCUGGGAACGGUUUCCCAUUGUCAGAUAUAAAUAUUUUUCCAAUAAUUAUAAUUCUAUAAUUAAUAUUUUGUCUUUCUGCAGUCCCCUUGCUCUCUCCUUUGGAACUGCAAUAUCGUCAUGGAAUUAUGGAAGUUCUCAUUUGUGAAAGGAUGUUUUCAUUGAAUGUCUGUUUUUAAAAAGUCUUAGCAGCUACUGGAUGGUUUUCAGCAUAAGUAGAAAUAGUUUAUUUUAUUGGAAAAGCAUUUGGAAUUGCAAUUCUUGGCCAUUCUCUUGUGUCCAUCCCUGUAUUUUUCUUGACUGUUUAAUUGGUGUUACAUUUGUUUGACAAUGCUAGGCUGAUUCCUACUAUGGAAAGUGAUUUAUGAAAUGUCAAGUGAAAUUUUGUAGCUUUGUUUUUUACGAAAACUUCAGUGGAGACCAAAGCCAGCAGUUUUGAUGAAAUUCUACACAAUAUUAAUUUUUUUAGAGCUACACUAUUUUGCUGUCAUCCAUUUAAGGGCUAUAACACUCUUUAUUCUUCUAUGCUACCAAAUGGUGAAAUUUUAAAACAGGUUUUGAGUUGCAGAUAGAAAUUGUGGUUUUAAAUAUGUGUUGAAUUUAAACAUUCUAUUAUAAAUGCCGCUGAAAUCUGUUUCAUGAUGAGAGGUAAUUGUAAAGAAAGUUACAGCAUUUACUGCAUCAAUUUUUUGUAAUUUUUAAAUUUUUUAUGCUAAUCUUUGCUGGAUAUGCAAAUAUUUGUCUGUUGCUGACAAUUCAGAUGAAAUUCACUGUUCAAAACAGAAGUGAAGCGUAUCAGAAGCACGAGGUGCACUGUAUUUUUAUGUGUUUUUAUUGGUAAUAGGAAGAUUGUUUGUUUGCCUAUUACUGUUGUGCAGUGCAUAGAGUCAAGUACAAAAUAACAAUUAUAUGUGAAACCUUUACAGUAAGCAGUAUUGUGAAUGUAUUGGAUUUAGUUUUUGUGGCCUAAAACUAGUUCUAUGAAUGUCCAGCAUUAAGAAGGUAUGUAAACAAAUAUUUGCAUAUCCAUGGAAGGACUGUAUGCACAUGUACAGAUAUAUCAUGCAGAUGUGUUCACUGUGUCAGCUGGAUUUUAUUUUUAAGCUUAUGUUGUCAUAUUUGGUUCUUGCUAGGUGCCAAUGUCAUGUGGUGUUAAGUCUGACAUCACAAAAAAAAAAAGACAAAUUGUCAUGCAGUUCUUCACAACUAUUUGUCCCCAUAGCCUACCUGCUUGUUCAAGCUACAUGUCCAGCAUCGCACUUAAAAACUCUCCAAACUAUGUAAUAGAGGAAAAUAUAUGUUCUUCUGGAAUGUACAGAACCAGUCUUUCUGCUUUGACAGUCAGACUUAAGUUCACUGGUUCUCUUUAAACUUUAUUGAAAUAAUGCAAUCAACAUGUAUUAAGAUCAAUAUUUUGCACUUUGACAAGCUUUUAAUCCACACAUUAGUUGUGGUACAUUGUAAUCCCUCUAUACUGUUAAUACUUGCUAAUGUUGCUUUAAAUUUAUUCUCCUUUUGAAGUGCUGAUUUGAAGAGUGCAGUGGUUGGACAUUAACUUUGUCAGAUAUUGUUACUGUGGACUUUUCUUGCCAUAAAAAUAUUUUAUGUUUUCAUUUUAUGGGUGAAAGAAAAGUUAUACAAGUAACAACAUGGUUACUUUUACUCUUCGUGUCCAAACCAUUUGAACUUAAUUCAAAGUCACACUUAAGCCACUUUUGUAUUUAUCCUGCUUGGCUCUCAUUGACUAUUAAUCUAAAAUGAUGUUUGAAUCCUGUUUAUGAACUUGUGAUGUCUGUUUUUGUCAAAUACAGGUGACCAGCAGAUCCAAAAAAUUUUGUAUAUGGUUAAGUCAAGAAGUAUCUGCAAUAAUGUUCAAAGUUAAAACAUUCUUGAAGAUACUUUUUCAUCUUACCCUGGUGUGUGUAUAUACAGCUGUAGUAAUGUAAUGGUUGUGACCAAGACUUACUGACACUUUGGAGGAUCAACAACCAGUAUGGCCACGUGAUAAUUUGCACUUUAGAUUUUAAUUACCCCAAUCCUGUGUAAGUUUGUAUAAAACAAAGGCACUCUUCUGUACCUGUUCUAGCCCAGGAUGAUGUACCUCCAGUUUCAAAAGUUACUUUGGAAAAUGGAAAUGUUAAGUACAAUUGUAAUGUUACUCCCAGUUUUCCUGGAUAGGCUCCGGCUCACCUUGUUCCUCCUCGGGACGAAUGGUUAUUGAAAUUUGAUGAAUUGGAUGGAUAGACGUUAGGCUUAAUUUAGAUACUUUGAACACCUGCAACACUGCAUAUGUAAAUAGAGCUUAGCCUUUGUAUUUUUCAUGUCAAUGUUGUUUACCUGAUCACUUUGUACUUGCUUGAUGCAGUGCUUUGUGUUUCACAGGGUUUGGGCAGAGAGCACAGAAGCCCACAUUAGGAGUGAGGAGUCUAGCACAAAGCCUCUGGAUUGCUGAAGGCUAAUCCUUCUCCCCAUUUAUUGUAUUACCGCACCAGCAACCUAGGCAGAUUAACCAUUGAAAGUUAUGCAUGUACAUAAUUCUAUAGCCAUGUUAAUAAUAUGAAAAGGUCACUGGUCGCCUUAACUUUUCCCUCCCUUCAUUUAACACCUCAAAAUAUAAAUCUAUUUUAAUAGUUCUGAGAAGACUUUCUAUGUGAAUUUUAUUAUUUUUUUUCUCAGCUUAUAUAUUUUCAAGAAAAGUAUAUUGAGUAAUAUGGCUUGGGUAUGGUUUUAAAAAAUGAUAAAGGCUUUAGAUUAUGCUCAAAUAAGAAUGUCACCAAAUUUAAUGUUUAAAGUGAAUGAUGGAUACUCCAGGUCUUAUAAAAAUAUUUAGUUUGAGUAGGUCCACCCCUCAAAAAACAGAAGUAAAAAUUAAGCAACUAAUUGAUCUGUUUCUCUGUUUAUGCUGGUCGUUGAUUUUGACUGCACAAUAUCUGAUAUUUACAUUUUUAUUUAUUUAGCAGACGCUUUUCUCCAAAGCGACUUUCAAUGGAUACUA